Molecule: messenger RNA, 841 nt
Organism: Prosopis cineraria
Lineage: Eukaryota; Viridiplantae; Streptophyta; Magnoliopsida; Fabales; Fabaceae
Product: glycine-rich protein 5
Exons: 1
Coding region: 29-634 (201 amino acids)
Source: RefSeq, a predicted model, not a curated record
GUAGCGAAGGAGCUAGCUAUCUCUGGAAAUGGCAAAACGGUGUUCUUCCCUCCAAAUUACGAUCCUUCUUUUACCAUUCAUACUACAUGCAAGUGCACGUAAGGUACCUGGCGAUACGAGCCAUGACAAUGACACCAAGAAUCAUGGGAAAGAGCAGACUCUGGUGCAUGCAAGUGCACCUGCGGCUGCUGAGUCCCCUAUGGCCACUGGUGUUGCUGACAAGAAGCACUUCAUCGUCGGCGGAGUCGGUGGAUUCGCGGGGAUGGGAGGUUUUGCUGGUGUCGGGGGAAUCUUCCCCAAGUUUGGCGUCGGAGGUGGCCUCGGCAAGUUCGGUGGUAUUGGUGGGUUCGCCGGAAUUGGUGGCCACAAGGGUUUCGGUGGUGGUAUAGGUGGCCUGGGUGGUGGUGCUGGAGGCCUUGGUGGACUUGGAGGCGGCGCCGGAGGCUUGGGUGGAGUUGGUGGCGGUGCCGGAGGCUUGGGUGGUGCUGGUGGAGGCGGUGCUGGAGGCUUAGGUGGAGCUGGUGGUGGUUGUGGAGGUGGAGGAGUUGGGGGUGUGGGUGGGGUCGGCGGUGCGGGUGCUGGUGGUGGCUUAGGUGGCGGCGGCUACCAUCCUUAUCACCCGAUGCAUCCUUAGUUAAGAUGGUUUCCAUAUCUACAUAUUUUUACACCUUGGUGGUGGGUUUGUGGGGUUAGCAUCUGAACUGUGGUUAAUGGUUAGGGUUUUGGGUUUUACAUUUGCCAUGUGAUCUUGUUAUUUUCAUCUCCGAGCAUUGAUGUGUCCGCUUUGGGGUCUGGUUAGCUUUGUUUUAACGUUUGAAUGUCAGAUUAAGUGAAUGCACUA